CAUCUCUCAGUAACAAAGGCAUGUCCAAUCUUGUUGGUUCCGUAGCCACUGAAUACGUAAAAACGAAUUGUCAGAAGAAUGACAACAACAAAUUAUUUAGAUUUGGAUAUCAAUAAGUUAUUUGAAGAGCAUACAAUAAGGGAAAUCGAGGAAAUUCAAAAGAAGAUUCAAUAUGAAAGUGACAGAAAAAAAAUUGAACUUAGGACAUUAGUAGGAGAAAGAUACCGUGACCUUAUAUUAGCUGCAGAUACAAUUGGGAAAAUGAAAUUAACUUCAGAACGUCUUAUUUCAAGAAUUAUUAACAUUGAAAACAAAUUUGGAGAAUUACAGAAAAAGUAUCUUAUUGGGUUUAAGCUAGAUCCUAUAGACAGUACAGAUGGCAGGCAUAAUGAAAGAACCGAAGAUUCAGUUAUUAUGAAAAUAAAAAUUUUGAUGGACAUACCUGAAUACAUUUGGUCUAACAUUGAAAACAAGAACUUGAUAUUUGCAUCACAGUUGUAUAUAAUAGGACGAUUUAUAUAUCAUGAUUUAUUAUUCGAAAAGGGAAAUCAUGAUUUAGAAAAUAAAUAUCUAAUUGCAUCUAAACAGUGGGAUGUAAUUAAAAGAUUCGAAACUAUUAUACUUAAUGAAUGCAACAAUGUAUUGCAGUCAUUGACUGUACAAGCAGAGAGUAUAGCCAAUUCUUUAGCAGCGCUUGUGUUAUUAUUAAGAAAAACAUUCCCACAGCUGUUGGAAAAAUUAAUAUCUAUGCGCAAAUAUACGAUUCAGACCAUUGUUACAGAUGAAAAUGAUAAUAGUGUUAAAAACAAGAUAAAACUAUGUAUUGAAAUAUUAAUUCAAACGAUCAGUUUAAUAUAUUCAUGUUUUAUAAAUACACCUGAAAAAUCAGAAGGUCUUAUUUUACAAUACAUAACAGAAAUUCAAGAUCAAAACUUAUAUUCAUUACUUACUCAAUUAAAUUUUGAUCAAGAAUUAUUAAAGGAAUUUCUCCCUUCGAUGAUAAAAGACUAUAACCCCUUUGAUAAAGCAAAUAGUAAAUUGAAAGAACUGGAUACAGACAAAAAUUUUCGUAUAUCACAUAUUCAAAAAAGUAUUCAAUCCUGGCUUGAAUGGGUUGCUGAAUUUUGCAAUAAGGAAGUUACAAAACUUCUGGAACUAGUGAUAUCUAUAAAAGGCUUAUACUAUGUUCGAGAAGAAGCUGUUAGUAUUAAUCUACCUGAAAACUGGAAUUCAAUAUGGGCAGAGCUUUCUCUGCCAAGGAUAACAUUCUGGGUAGAAUUUUUUCAACCUUUAAUAUCAAAUAGAGUAAAAAGUAUUAUAAACGACAAGUGGAUAGAAAGUAUAACUGUCUUAAAAUCGGACAUAGCUGAGUUACUUAACAAAGUGAUCAAUGAGAAAUUUGAUUAUCCCGAACACGAUUUACGAUGGUUCGUUUGGAAAGAUUCUCCCAGCGACAUUCCACAAAAACUUACCAAGAAUGGCGGACUAGAUAACAAGAGAUCAUUGUUAAUGAAAACUAAAGGAUAUUCACCAAACAUCCUUAAACUGUGUGAAAGCUUAGAUAUAAGUUUACAAGCUUUGCUUUCAGACCUGGAACAAUAUUUGUACGAGACCGAACGUGUAAGGUCUAUAAAAGACAAUCUGUUAUCUACAAACAUAUAUUUAAUUUCUGAUACGUAUUCUGAUCGUGCAGAGAUCCAGGAGCACUUACAAACCGUUAGCAGUAAUAUGAUCGAGGAUUUUAUGGAUUUUGUGAGAAGUACAUGUGUUAACGAUAAACCCGAGUAUGGUCAACGUGAUAUAAACACCGUCGUGAUGGCGAGGUUUCUCUUGGCAUUAACCUCGUUGAGCUCUAAUUUAAAUAAAUGUUUCACCCUUUCAAAGGUAUCCGGAUUAACUAUUACGAAUACCAAGUGGCAAUCUAUUUGCGAUAAAUUGAAAGAAGAGAGUACUUCUAUGUGGUCAGUUUGGGCUAGAAUGUACAAAAAUAAAAUAACCGAACACAGGGAGAAGUUUAUAUCAAAAGAACCUCUUUGUGGAUUUCCGAUUCACUUAGUUGUCUCUGAAUGGGAAAAAAUAACUAUCGAAGAAGAUUCUGGAGAGGGUAAAAGAAUAAAAUCAGAGAUCUUAGUACCUUAUCAGCCGUCCAUACAAUUACAAAAAUUUUUGACCGCCAUUAAUAAGGAUUUGAACAAGAUAAUACCGCAUACUCUUCCAAAGAGAAUUUUACAUGAAAUUAUAGAGGAUGUCGCAAUGGAAUUACUGAACUGCUAUGCAACUGCAUUGGAUAACGUUAAUCUUUCACAAAAGCAAGCCUUUCAAGUUUUAUUUGAUAUCAAAUAUUCCACUUUGCUCAUGGCACCGCGUGAAAAUAAAACACUUUCCGAUUUGUCGACAAAGGCUUGCGAUAGUGUCGUGUCGAAAAUUGAUCCAUUCGAUUAUGAUGUUUUCAAUCCUUUUAUUUAUACCAAUGUAAAGAAAAGUGUUCAAAGAUCUCUUCUUAUACUAGGUAACUUAGUACCUCACUUAGAACAGCUACAUUCAAUUUUGGGUUCACGAAGCGAAUACAGUAACACCGAAGGUGCGAAAUCAGAUUUACCUUCCGUGUUAGCAUUGUGCACAGGUGCACCCUGGUUUCCACCAUUGACAGUAACAGCUCCGACUAGAAAUUUACCUCUCGUAGCGAUUACAUUACCAGAAAAACCGCAGCGGAAGAAAAUGUCAAAUAAGGAAAACACAAAAAGUGAUACAACGGGAUCGUCAAUCAAGUCUGGAGCAGCGGCAUUUUUCGGGGCAAUGGGCUCUGAUUGGUUUAGCAGCAGUUAACUUAUUUAUUUAAUUAUAAAAAUCGUAAAUUUGUAUUAUUGAAUGUAUAUAUACUGAGUACAUUUAAUGUAAAUAACGUAUCAUUGAAAUAAUGCCUUUUUGACAAUGCUGUCAGUAUUGAAUAAAAUAUUUUAUACAGUCUUUAAA
This is a messenger RNA of Osmia bicornis bicornis, 2973 nucleotides long. It is a transcript of the gene Cog1, whose product is annotated as conserved oligomeric Golgi complex subunit 1. The record is from RefSeq and is a predicted model, not a curated record. The transcript is spliced from 9 exons. Gene Ontology annotation, cellular component: Golgi apparatus; COG complex. Gene Ontology annotation, biological process: intra-Golgi vesicle-mediated transport. The coding region runs from base 79 to 2826 and encodes 915 amino acids. Lineage: Eukaryota; Metazoa; Arthropoda; Insecta; Hymenoptera; Megachilidae.